Molecule: messenger RNA, 1751 nt
Organism: Saccoglossus kowalevskii
Lineage: Eukaryota; Metazoa; Hemichordata; Enteropneusta; Harrimaniidae
Product: DBH-like monooxygenase protein 1 homolog
Biological process (GO): norepinephrine biosynthetic process; dopamine catabolic process; octopamine biosynthetic process
Cellular component (GO): secretory granule membrane
Molecular function (GO): copper ion binding; dopamine beta-monooxygenase activity
Source: RefSeq, a predicted model, not a curated record
UCAACAUGGCGCAAAGAGGUUUCCUAUUGCUGAUAUUGUACGUACCUGUAGCUACUAUCAUUGCAACCCCAUUGGUUCCAACAGAAGAGUUCACGCACCACGCAUUUUUGGAUGAGUAUGGUUUCUAUAAAUUAUUUUGGAAGUUUAACCAAGAAAAGAUCACGUUCGAAGUUCACGUGAAAACAACUGGCUAUGUCGGAUUUGGGUUUUCCCCCAAUGGAGGUAUGCCCGGAUCGGACAUUGUCAUUGGAUGGAUGACUAACAACGGUAAAACGCAAUUUACGGAUCGACAUGCACUUCAUUACGGGGAGCCUCGAAUCGAUAUCAAACAAGACUAUACUUUAUUAUACGGGAGGGAAGAGGACGAGUACACCAUCUUGAAAUUUGAAAGAAAACUUGACACGUGUGACGAUGAACAGGAUCGGAUAAUAACGUCUGACACAAUGAGACUAAUUUGGGCAUAUCACCCUGGCAAACCAGAAGAUGGUCAGCCGUUGCCAUGGCAUGGUCGCGAGAAGCGAGGAGUACGAAGCAUGUAUCUUAUGUCAGUAUCACCCGAUUUGAUCCCUAGCUUAGAAGGAGAGAACGUCAAAAUCAUGGAGUUCCUAAAUGAGAAUGUGAGUGUUCCCUGGCAUCAAGAUACAACAUAUAACUGUAAAGGAUUCGCCAUUCCAAGAUUGAAUGGUAAACAUCAUAUAAUUAAGUACGAACCUAUUGUGCAACCAGGCAAUGAAGCAUUGGUACAUCACAUACUAGUUUACAUGUGUUAUGGAGAUUUGAAUGAUACACACCAUGGUAUUGAGGGCGAGUGCUAUUCGCCAAAUAUGCCACCUGAAUUGUAUGAAUGCGGCACAACCAUCAUGGCAUGGGCUAUUGGGGGAGGGCCAUUCUUUUUCCCUGAUGUGGCAGGAUUCUCGCUGGGAGAUGAUGGAGAUCCUACUUUUGUUAUGCUGGAGACGCAUUAUGACAACCCUGAAUACAAAAGCAGUAGCUUUCGUGGACAGUUCUGGUAUGAGGAUCUAUUAUACUCUAAACUAAGGGAAUUUGAUGCAACGAUGCUUACCGUUGGUCACCUCGUUCGACCCACUCAGGUGAUUCCACCAGGCAUGAGAAAAUUCACUACCAAGGCGUAUUGCUCCGGUAAUUGCACGCGUAAUACUUUGACUGAUUCUUCUACAAACGAAACAACCGACUUGCAUAUAUUUGCAGGAAACCUCCACAGCCAUUUAGCAGGGCGAUCCAUGCGCCUACGUCAUAUUAGAGAGGGCACGGAGCUUCCCAAUAUCAUCAAAGACGAGUAUUAUGAUUUCAACUAUCAGGAGCUAAAUCACCUGCCCACAGAAGUGAUUUUAAAAGCGGGUGAUAGUUUGAUGCUUGAGUGUGACUACGACACGAUGGAUAGAACCAGUCCCAUAUACGGCGGCCUUGGUACUUACGAUGAAAUGUGUCUUGCGUUUAUGUAUACCUAUCCAAGAUCUUCGUUAAAGAAAUGUUCAAGUACUCUAUUGGGUUCCAGCAUAGCUGAAGUAGUCAAUGUAGAAAUAGAUCGUGGCCUACUGUGGAGUGCAACACAAACGACCUAUACCAUUUGUGGGAACGUCACAGCAAAGAAAAAGAUAUUGUCAGCGUACACUGGGAACAAACUUUGCAAGACUGCUGAAUUGUCAGCUGCCCAGAACAUGAUGAUGGGCACUGCAGUGUCAACAUCCAACCAGGUGCCAGUACUGAAUGUGAAAGGAGUGCAUCCAUGA